This is a messenger RNA of Candoia aspera, 2389 nucleotides long. RefSeq names its product NIPA like domain containing 1 (gene NIPAL1). Lineage: Eukaryota; Metazoa; Chordata; Lepidosauria; Squamata; Candoiidae. The transcript is spliced from 4 exons. Gene Ontology annotation, biological process: magnesium ion transport. Gene Ontology annotation, molecular function: magnesium ion transmembrane transporter activity. Gene Ontology annotation, cellular component: membrane. The record is from RefSeq and is a predicted model, not a curated record. Bases 59 to 1027 code for a protein of 322 amino acids.
GAAAAAGGGCGAUCAAGGCAUUUGCAUAGAUGCUGAGCUGUACCUUUUUCCUCUGAAAAUGUUUUUGUGGUUGUUUUUUUCCCCAGGAGAGGGGGGCUAUUCUUACCUCAAGGAAUGGCUGUGGUGGGCAGGGUUGCUUUCAAUGGGAAUAGGAGAAGCUGCAAACUUUGCUGCAUAUGCCUUUGCCCCUGCGACUUUGGUCACCCCGUUGGGUGCACUAAGUGUUCUUAUAAGUGCAAUAUUAUCUUCCUAUUUCUUGGAUGAAAAGCUCAACAUUCACGGAAAGCUGGGCUGUGUGUUAAGCAUUCUGGGUUCCACGGUGAUGGUGAUUCAUGCCCCUGAAGAGGAACAAGUCACAUCAUUGGAUGACAUGGAAAUAAAACUAAAAGAUCCAGUGUUCAUUGCAUUUGCUGCUGUUAUAAUUGUGACCUCACUGGUACUCAUUUUUGUUGUCGCUCCACGGUUUGGACAGACGAAUAUAUUGGUCUACAUCUCCAUCUGUUCACUGAUAGGUGCUUUUUCUGUCUCCUCUGUCAAGGGCCUGGGCAUUGCUAUUAAAGACAUGCUUUAUCAGAAGCCAGUCUUCCAAAAUCCACUGCUUUAUGUUUUAGCAGUAGUUCUGGUGCUGGCCGUUAGUACUCAAAUCAACUACCUCAACAAAUCCCUGGAUGUGUUUAAUACAUCUCUAGUCACUCCCAUUUAUUACGUGUGCUUCACCACCACCGUGGUGAUCUGCUCCGUUAUUCUCUUCAAAGAAUGGAAUAGCAUGGAACUUGGUGAUAUCGUUGGAACCUUGAGCGGAUUCUUCACCAUAAUUAUUGGCAUUUUCUUUCUUCAUGCCUUUAAAAAUGUCAGCAUCACAUGGAACCAAUUGGCAAUUUCUGUCAAGAGAGACCCAGUCUUGUCUUUGCAUGGUUAUGAGGCUCAUCAUACUUUAUUAGAAAAUAUGGAAACUCCAGCUUUGUUGUGUGAUGAGGAUAACACUCUGUUCAGCCGAGGAACUGAACAACAGCCUGACCACCAUUAAGUCAUCUCUCUCUGCUUAAACAGCCAACCAGAGCAAACCUCAUCUUCAUCGUCCCAGGAUAAAACUUGGAGGCAGGGAAGGUCAUGUCAUUUGCUUAUGGGUUAGAAAAGGAAAUUAGAUGAUGCUGGUAUUUCUGUAUUUCCCAUCUCUGACAGCAUGCAGAAGUCACUGAUAGCAAUAAUGCUCUUUGGGUGAUGACUGUUGUUGCUAAUGAACUUAAUUAUGUACAUAAUAUAUUUUCUAAAUAGCAUUUAGAAAUGCUAUUCUGUUUUAAAAACAAGACUUCUGCUGAGGGCUAAGUGAAGAUAUUUUGUGUGUGAAGAACCAGGACUUUUCUAAAGAGGGGCAUGUUGGUAAACUGGAAGUUUUAGUUUAUUCUAGUUUUCCAGAUGGGAAGUGUCCAAAAACAACAACUUCUCUUUUAGGUUUAACUUCCAGCAACAAAGUUUAAACUCUAGCAAAGUACAUUAAUUGAAAACAGGUUCUUUCUAUGCCUGAUAGCACUGAGUUAGAUCCAGACUAAGAAAUCCGUACAGUAAACUCACUGAAAUCUGGGAAUUACAUUGGUCUACACUAAACGUUUCUGGAAAGACUUUUAAGUUUUAUUUCCCUCAUAAAUUGCUUCCACCCUGGAAAACAGAUUGGACAAGUUUAGUGCUGUAUACUUUUAGUUUUUUCUAGAUGAUAAUUUGUUUGAAGGAUCUGUUAAAUUUCUGGAAUCAUUUUCUCGUAUGGAUCCAACAGGGAAGGAUGGAAGGUAACUGAAAUGUGCAUUAGUCAUCAAUCUUUAACAAUCACUAUGUUAGACAAUUGGAGCAGAACUUCCUAAUGUUUCAUACAUGAUUUCCAGUAGGCUGCUUUUAAGCGUUCAAGAAUAUGCCAUCGUAAAUCAUUUACAUAUGUAGAUUUUUAUAAACUAUAUACAUGUAUAAUCAUUUUUAUGAAAAAGAUUCUACUGGUAUAAUCUCUUAAUGCUGCUUAAUUUUACUAGAAAAAUCUGUGCUUAAGUCUUUUAAAUGAGUCAUUUAAUUGUUCAGGACAGUAGAUGAGAUUUUAAAACACACACAUAUACUCACAAAUGUUAAAGUCUCUUCCCUUUUACAUAGAACUGUAUUUUAAUACACUGUUGAGAUUUUUUUUUUUUUAAAUGUCCAUGGUGACCUCCUUUGCUAUUUCGUGAACUGGAAAGGGACUUUGGUCAUAUGAGAAUUUCUGAACUAAAAGGAUCAGUGCCAAUAAACUGAGUUUUGAAAUAGAAUUUCAUCUGUAAACCCAGGCUUGGCUGUCGGUAGAUUUUUGGCCAUCCCUUCAAUAUUCAGUGUUAAUGCCUUAGUUCUAAAAGUGCUUAGGAAAGGAAUAAAA